Molecule: messenger RNA, 1566 nt
Organism: Ilyonectria robusta
Lineage: Eukaryota; Fungi; Ascomycota; Sordariomycetes; Hypocreales; Nectriaceae
Exons: 3
Coding region: 1-1566 (521 amino acids)
Source: RefSeq, a predicted model, not a curated record
AUGGUGUGUCUUUCGAGCUUUGUUGUCAGCGCGACUUUGGCGGCCACUACCCUCGCCUGGGUCAUUCCCAAGGCCCUCCCGUGGGCGAACCUUGCCAUCUCCGCCUCGCCCGAUGACCGUUACCUGUAUAGGACCAAGACCAAAGAGCCCUUCUUCUGGAUCGCCGACACUAAUUGGGAGCUUUUCCACAAGCUCAACCGCACCGAUGUCGACCUCUAUCUCGCGGACCGCGCUACCAAGGGCUUCAACGUCAUCCAGGCGGUUGUUCUAUCCAAGUACAAUGUUACAACUGUUCCCAACUUUUACAGAGACCUAGCCAUCAACAAUGACGACGUGACGCAGCCCAAUGAGGGCUACUUUUCCUUCGUCGACUGGGUCGUGACACGCGCCGCUGAGUAUGGCAUCCUCAUCUGCUUCGUUCCCACCUGGGGUCGCUACGUCAACUGGGGCUGGUACGGCACCCUGGGCUAUAAACUCUUCGACGUGGACAACGCCGAGGUGUUCGGACGUUACCUGGGAAAACGAUACCCCGGUAUCCCCAAGUUGAUGGGCGGAGACUCCAACGCCUUCUGGGCCAACAAUGUUCCCCAGGCUCGUCAGGCAUGGCGCGACGACCCUGAGUCAGACCCUAAAUCUCAUCUCGGCCCCAUCGAAGAUACAAGAGAUAUUUGGGCCGCCAUGAUGAAGGGCUUCAAGGAGGAGGAGGCAAAACUGGGCUACGAUGCCUUUGUCUCCUACCAGCCCAUGAGUCCUUGGAUUGUUGAUCCUCCUACACCCUUCCCGUAUGGACACAACUAUAUCAACGGAAGCUAUGGAACUCUCUCCAUGGACGCUGUUCAGUCUGGCCACGAGCGCCCCGACCCCAAUAGCCUUGACGCUGGCUUCACUGUCCUGCGCCCAUGGGAUUCUCGCAAGAACUACGAGAACAUCCUUCACAUGCGUGACGAACUUUCUGGCCCUGUCAUGGAUGUUGAGAACCACUACGAAGGCGCCCAUGACUCCUUCAACACUAGCAAGCCGGUCUGGAACUCAUCCGACGUCCGCCACGGCUACUAUCCCGCGGUGCUUUCAGGUGCCUGCGGAAUCACCUACGGCUCUCUCCCCCUUGGUCUCUCCAAGAACGCUAGUUGGCACGAAGCGAUCCACUGGGCAGGCGCCAAGGAGACAGGUUAUGUCGGUCACUUGUUCAAAGGCCUCUCCAAGAAGCAGUUCCGAGGCCUCCAGCCUGCCCGCGAGUUCAUAUCGUCUCCCAAUGGCGCUUCUGAUAAUAUUCUAGCGUUUGAUGCCGAUCGCUACAUUACUGGAAUUAUCACCAGCGGCCAGUAUUGGGUCUAUAGCGGAUGGGGCGACGCAUUCACUGUCGAUCUCGCGGCUAUCGCCAGACAGUGGAGAACAUCGGCUCCUAUCACCGCCCAGUGGUUUAACCCGCGCACGGCUGGGCUGGAGUCUGUCGGUUCAAAGGCAAUCCAGGCCAAGGGAAAGAAGACGUUCACGCCACCGACUAGCGGAGGUGUGGACUUUGAUUGGGUGCUGAUUCUCGAGUUAACUAAGGGCGACUGUAUAUAG